Messenger RNA from Aspergillus glaucus CBS 516.65, 669 nucleotides. RefSeq lists its product as uncharacterized. The record is from RefSeq and is a predicted model, not a curated record. Lineage: Eukaryota; Fungi; Ascomycota; Eurotiomycetes; Eurotiales; Aspergillaceae. Bases 1 to 669 code for a protein of 222 amino acids. The transcript is spliced from 3 exons.
AUGGGCACACGGGAGAAAGGUUUCCGGGGCGCGGCAGAUUGUGAGGAGACUAUCAAUGAACUAUUGAGUCUUUUCGACACAUCCAAGCCCAUACAUCUCCUCAAGGGGGAAGAGAAAGGGAUCGACAUCCGGUUGAAAAGCGGACUGGGAUCUAAGUUGCGCUGUAUCACCCCUUCAGAUGCAGACACAUGGGCCGUCUUCGAAUUCGAGGGCGAACGACUCGAGAAAAUUCAGCAAGUCAACCUCGAGCUUCAUCAACGAGAAUUGCGAGCGAUGCCCACUGAUAUCCUCCGACGCUUGUCCCAGCUUUGCUUCAAUGACAUGCGUGUCAUCUUCCUCGUGCAUGAUAAGCGCAUGCUAAGCAUUAUCCUUCAAGAACUCGAUGCUCUCGUCCAUUGUCACAAAGUUCUGACCCCAACUCAAGCUGAGAUUCUUCGAGAGGGUAUCUCAACGACCUUACUCCCUGCGUUCCCUAAAACCUCCCGGCUCAUGCAAGACUGCCAUUCCAACCCGAAUCUCAAAGAUAGCUUUAUCCUAAAACUGAUUCGAAGUGGAAAAGGCAUAGGUAUUCCCUUUGGUGAUGAGCUGUCGUCGGAAGAUUGGCAGACCCGGUUAGAAGGUUGUAAACACGCAACUAUUUCCUCAGGCCAGACGAGCUAUAUCAUUUAG